AUGAUAUCAAGCUCUAUUGAUAGUGGGAAUUAAGGUGGGACUCCAAAAUAAUCCACAGCUGCAUAUGAAGAAUUUAUGAACUGGAAGAAAAGUCAUCAAGGGCCAAUCGUGUCAUCAGAUAUUACAAUCAUUAAAUCAGCUAAGCCUGCUGAAUAAGCACCAAAAUAGGCAGUUUAACCUAGAGCUUAGCCAACUUCUCAGUUCAAGUAAAACUAAGGAAAGUACUAACCUAUUCCACCUCUAAGAUCACAAAACGGAAACAGUAUGAGUGGAUUGUAGAAUCCAGAAGAUGAAGAUUCAAAGAUAAGUAAAAAUUAGAAGUUCUAGGAAAUUAAAAAGAAGCAGGCUGAUUAUUAUAAUAAUAACAAAAAGAAGCGAUAAUACAAUCAUAUUGGAGCCUAGCUUGAAGCAGUUCGUAAUAGGACUAUCACUGCUGAAGAAUAUGAAGAGGAGUAGCAAAUGGAAGAACAUGAGAGAUAGUAGUAGGAACAAAGUGAGCAGAGAAAGAAGUAAUUCUACUAGAAAUGGCUAGAAAAAAAGAGUACAGAUUUUGAGUAGGAAAAAAUUAUCUUGAGAGACCCUAAGGCAAAGUUAAUUACUUUUGAAAUGGUAUCAAUCAAUAGAUUCGCUGUGUCUUAAAAUUUCUUCAUGCCUGAGGAAAUCGUAUUAAUUCUUAAAAAGUAAGGAGGAGCUUAUGAUUUUUAGCAAAGAGAAUGGGUAAUAAGUCUCAAUAAAUAUAAGGAAGUUGCUAUGGAAAUAAGUUAGCUCUGCAGAGCCAAAAUAAUUGAUCUUGAUCCUAUUCCUUAAGUUGCUUUUGAUAUAAUGGAAUACAGAAUCCCUUUUACAGAUGAGAGUAAGAAAAAUCUGAUUGGUUAUGACUACAGCCAAGAUUAGUUAUGCAAACCCUCACUUCAUCAACUGCCUCCUAGUUUAUAUCACAGGUUAUACAAUUUUUAGAAAGUGGGUGUGCAAUUUGGUGUUGAUCAUUUUGGUAGAAUUAUUUUAGGAGAUGAAAUGGGAGUUGGCAAAACAAUUCAAGCUAUUUCAAUUGCAUAUUUAUUUUAGAGAGAUUGGCCUGUUCUUAUUAUUACACCAUCAUCUUUGAAGUUCUCAUGGAGGGAUGAGCUCCUUUAAUGGAUAGAACAUUUAAGGCCUGAUCAGAUCUAGGUAUUUUUGAAAUCUACAGAAGAUUUUGAUCCAAAUUCUUGUAUAUACAUUAUGAGUUAUGUGAUUGCUACAAAAUUAAGUGCUUUUAUAGAAAAGAAAAGAUUUAAAAUAGUUAUUGCUGAUGAAGCUCAUUACCUUAAAUCAAGAGAUAGUUAAAGAAGCAAAUAUUUGGUGCCACUAAUCAUGAAAGCAAAAAGGUGUUUACUACUGUCAGGAACUCCAAUUCUGGCCAGACCGAAUGAGCUUUAUAAUUUAUUGAGAAUAUUAAGGCCAGACAUAUUCUACUCAUUUAAAGAAUUUGGGCUCAGAUAUUGCAAUCCAAGAGAAAGUUAUUUUGGAAUCGAUUGGACAGGUUCAGCUAACAUGAGAGAACUCCAUUUAAUGCUUGAGAAAGCUCUUAUGAUUAGAAGAUUGAAGUCUGAAGUACUUUAAGAAUUACCAGCCAAAAGAAGAUAAAGAAUCAUCGUUCCAACUGACAUUCAUUGUGUGAAAAAGAUUAAUUUUAUGCUAAAAAAUGUUAAAAAAUGGGAUGAUAAAAUGACUAAUUAGCAAGGUGAUGAUGAGAUUCGAUAGGCAGUUGCUGAUGAUUUUGACUAGCUAUAAGAAAAUGCUAAUAUUCUUAAUGAUCCAAAUCUUAGUGCACUUGAUGAUAAGUAUGGGUAUCUAUUAAACGCCUAUGCUAUGACUGGUACCGCAAAAGUAAAAGGUGUUAUAGAGUUUCUUGAUAAUCUAAUUGAAAAUAAGUGCAAGUUUAUAGUUUUCGCUCAUCAUUAUGAGGUCUUAGAUUAAGUUGAAGACUAUAUUGUUAAGAAAAAAGUUUAGUAUAUUCGAAUCGAUGGUAGAAUUGAUACAGCAAAAAGAUAUGAUGCUGUGAGAAAGUUUCAAACAAAUCCCAAUAUUUUAGUUGGUGUUUUAUCCCUUACAGCUUCCAGUUAAGGUAUCACAUUAACUGCUGCAUCUACAGUAGUGUUUGCUGAAAUGAAUUGGACUCCUGGUAUAAUGGUCUAAGCUGAGGAUAGAGCUCAUCGUAUAGGCUAAGUUCAAUCAGUUAAUGUUUACUAUCUUUAUGGGGAAAAUACUGUUGAUUCUAUGAUUUAUCCAAGAUUAAAAUUGAAAUCAGAGGUAUUUGCAAAUGUAUUGGAUGGAAAAUAAACCGAAUUCAAAAUGGAUGGUGAGGAUGAUGAAACUUAAAAGUCAACCCAAGGCCCUGAAGAUGAGGAAACAAAGAAAAGAAUGAAUAAAGAAGCCAAAUUGAUUGAAAAAGCAUUGAGUAAUGAAGACUAGAGGAAGUUUUAGCAAACAAAUAUAUCAGAUUUCUUUUUCAGUAGUGCUGUAAACUCAACUUGUAGCAAUACAGUAAAUUAAAAUAACAACAACUAACCCUACUAAGAAUAAACUCAACAAAAUUCUUAAAAUGGUUCUUAAAAUAAUGAACAAUAGACUACCAAUUAGCAGUUUAAUUUAGAAUUUGAGUUUGAUAAUCCUGAUAUAGAUUAUGACAGACCUCCAACUCCUCCCUUAGCAUCAGCGAAUAUAAAUCUCAUUGAGUACGAAAGAAUUGAUAUUGAGGAGGAAAAUUGGAAUGAAGGAUCAGAUUCAAAAUGGAAAGCCUACUAAACUAUGAGAAAGCACAGAUAAAAGAUGUCACAUGAAGAAAGGUAAAUUAAAAAGCAUCAAGCUAAGAUAGGAGGAAUGAAUUUAAAUACAGGAGAUUAGUAUAAUGAUGGGAUAGAUGAUUUUCAAGAAUAGUUAGAAAAGAAAAAAUCUAUGAGAGAAGCUUAUAAUAAGGCAUGGAAAGAAUAUAAUUAUAACAAUUACAAACCUUAUAAACCAGGAUAUGGUUAUAAGACUAAAGCUAGUGGAGGUAAGCCAUUUUACACUAGCGGGAAGAAAUUCAACAAGUCUUAUUAUGAUCCACAAAGAGCUGAGAAAUAUAAUGAAUAUCAAGAGUUUAGAAAGUAGAUCGCAGAGAGUGAGGAAAAUUUUUUAUAAAGACUACCUUAAUAGGAUCCAACAUAGUAUGUUUAAAAAUUAAGAGAAACUCAACAUAUGACAGGGGAAUCAUAAUAUGACACCUAUAAAUAAGUACCAGAGAGAUAUGUAUUUGAAGGAAUUAGAUUAGAAUCAGAGGUUUAUCUCAAUGAUAUUAAGGUAUUAAUAGAAAAAGAAAAAAAUAAGAAAAAAAGAGGAAAAAAACCUCUAGUUCCAGAAGAUUUAACAGUAAAUCCUCGUGUUAAUUCGCAAGAUACCGAUGGAUCAUGCUAUUAAGAAAUGAUAAAUAGCAUAAAUUAGUCUCAAGCUACGAUCAGAGCUAACGAAUAGUAUAGUUUUAUGAACAGUGGUGAUUCUUAAGCAGACUAGUAGAAUAGCUAUCACUAGGGUAGUAAUUUUUACAAUCCUAAUUAGAUGGAUGUUCAUUAGAGAAAUUAAAUGUAUUAUAGCAAGAUAGAGAGUAAACAAAAGAAUUAAUACUAAUAAAAAAGAUUUGAAAGAUCUAACAUUAACUAAAAGGAGCAUAAUUUUGACACAGUUGAUGAAGCUGCGCUUGAGUAAAUCCUCACAGAUUCUAAGAUAGAUCAAAAUAUAAAGGAGAGUUAGCGAGAAAUUGAAGAAAUGUAGGAAAAAUUAGAAUAAUAGUAAUAAUAGGAAUAAGUAGCUCAGUAAUAAAACAAUGAAUAUUAUAAUUAUGGGAAUGAGCAAGAAAAAAGUUUCAAAAAGUAUGAAUACUAAUAGAACAAUAAUUAUAAGAAGUAUAAAAAUGGCUACAAUAAUAACUACAGUAAUAGCCACUAUAAUAAUAAUGGAGGGAAUUAUAAAAAGAAAAAUCAUUGGCAAGCAAAAUAAUAGUAGCAACAACAAUUUACAUAGCUUGGAAACGAUGGAGCAAGAUUAGAUCCCUUUACAUUCUUUGAAGCUAUUUAAAGCAAAAAAAUUGAAGAUGAAUAAUACAAUGAUUUGGGAGGACCAACAGAUCUUAAUUCAUAAAAUGGUGAGAAUAACAAUACAUAAUCACAGGCGCCCAAUCAAAACUUAAAUAAUAAUAAAUGCAGCUAGCAGCAAAAAUCAAGCGUGUUUCAUUUCAUAACAGGGAAGAAGAAAAAUAAUUUAAAGGCUUAAUGA
Molecule: messenger RNA, 4287 nt
Organism: Stylonychia lemnae
Lineage: Eukaryota; Ciliophora; Spirotrichea; Sporadotrichida; Oxytrichidae
Source: the annotation of a GenBank genome assembly